Eruca vesicaria subsp. sativa (arugula) is the source of this 709-nucleotide messenger RNA. The record is from the annotation of a GenBank genome assembly. Lineage: Eukaryota; Viridiplantae; Streptophyta; Magnoliopsida; Brassicales; Brassicaceae.
AUGAAUCGUCAUCAUCGGAGGAGGCGUAAGCUGUGGGUCGUCUCCGGUAAUGUCGAUCACGAGAAGGUGAACUCCAUUCUUCUACUGCUGUCUUGGGUCUUCCCAUUGGAGAACACAUCAGUUGCAGUAAUUAAUAUUGUCAUCUUACAUGAGUUUGCUUUGUGUCCGAGAUCCCUUUGUAUGUCUCGUGUUGAUCACAUGUGUUCUGAUGAUAGCUUUACUCAGACUCUCGUCUCUUACUUCUGCAGAAGAUACAGCUGCAACAAUCCGUGUGUAAAUGAAUCUGACCACAAGGAAGAAGCAGAAGCAAAGGAAACAGUGACGAGAAGACACAGCUACAACAACUCUUUACCACUAACUCCUCCUGUAACUUCUGAGAUCAAGUUUGAAGAGUCAGACUACGAGGAAGAGACAGAGCCAGAACAAGGACCGUUACAGAGUCGUGCUUCUUCCCACCCGCCAAACUGAGCACCACCUCAGUCUUCUGAAUCUAAGUCGAGACGGGACUCAAGCGGUCACCAAGUUCCACCCAAAACUGCCUGACUAUGAUAUUUUGAGCUUUUAUGGAGCAAUGCCUCUUUCUUCUUCUUCUUCUCUAUGUCUCUUUUGCUGUUGACCAGACUAAUCAAUGAAAGUUUUGAGCUUUUAUGGAGCAAUGCCUCUUUCUUCUUCUUCUUCUCUAUGUCUCUUUUGCUGUUGACCAGACUAA